Rhipicephalus microplus (southern cattle tick) is the source of this 899-nucleotide messenger RNA. Its product is annotated as very long chain fatty acid elongase AAEL008004 pseudogene. Lineage: Eukaryota; Metazoa; Arthropoda; Arachnida; Ixodida; Ixodidae. The record is from RefSeq and is a predicted model, not a curated record.
CCACCAUGAAGUUCAGCCUAAACCCAGUGGUGCUGUCGCGCCAGAUUCGCGAGAUGGGCGACCCAAGAACGCGAGACUACCCUCUGGUCAUGGAUCCGCUAUUCGUCGUGACGCUGGUGGCGGCCUACCUCUACUUCGUCAAGGUGGCCGGUCCUCGCUGGAUGAAGGACCGGGAGCCCUUCCGCAUCCUCAACGUCGUGCGCGUCUACAACCUGGCACUGGUGCUCAUCAAUGUGCGGUUUCUCUACCUGGUACUCCGGUUCACUUAUCUGCCCGGUGGCCACUACAACCUCUGGUGCCAGGGCAUCACGGGCCACGUGACGGACGAGAUGCGAGAGUACUACCGCACGGGCUACGUGUACACUAUCUCGCGCUACAUGGACCUGCUGGACACCGUGUUCUUCGUUCUGCGCAAGAAGUUCACCCACAUCACCCACCUGCACGUCAUUCACCACACCAUCGUGGUCGCCAACGUCUGGUUCUUCACGCUCUUCGCGCCCGAGGGCCAGCCCGUGAUGGGCAUGUGCUUGAACGUCUUCAUCCACAUCAUCAUGUACUCCUACUACUUCCUGGCGACACUGGGGCCCGGUGUGCGCAAGUACCUCUGGUGGAAGAAGUACCUGACCACCAUGCAGAUCAUGCAAUUCGUGCUCAUCAUGAUGCACAUGUCCAUUCCCUUGUUCGUGGACUGCGGCUUUCCGAAGCAACUUAUCAUCGUGGGAAAUCUGCAGACGUUCCUCAUAUUGUGUCUGUUUGUCAACUUCUACAUCAAGACCUACGUCACCAAGCCCAAUCAUCCCUGUUCGACGGGACCACAGUGGCACGAUGGACGCCGUGGUCGAGCCGGCGAAGAAUGGAAAGAGCGAGUAAAGACCCUCGACCAAAAGAGUGGUCGUUGA